This is a messenger RNA of Sesamum indicum (sesame), 2336 nucleotides long. Lineage: Eukaryota; Viridiplantae; Streptophyta; Magnoliopsida; Lamiales; Pedaliaceae. The record is from RefSeq and is a predicted model, not a curated record.
GCAUCUUUAAUAUUAGUGAAGACUUGACAAUGGGGCCGGAAAGCCAAUCAUCUCUCCUCAUUGUCAUCCAUUACCGCAUUACAUAUUUUGAAAUUUGUAAAUUGCUUAAAUUGAGUGUGUUCUUCAAUCUUCGCUACAAGAAUUCUACUGCUCCUAAAACCGUAACCCCAUAAAUCUUUCUAUCAUUUUUGUACUGAAACUAUCAAUUUCUCCUCAAAUUCCUCAUCUUAUCUCAAGAAAGAUAAAAGGGAAACAUCUCCACUCUUAUUUCAUCACAGCCCUUUGUACAAUUUUUUUUUUUUUUUUGUUUCCAGUUCUUUCUCCUUUUCUGAAUUGAAUCCCGUUUUUGCAAAUCACUGUUUGUUUGCUGGGCGUUGGGUUUUUGCUCGGUUUGUGUAGAUGAAAUCAUUGCUGAUGGUGUUGAUAGGGGUACCUGUUGAAGUUAUGAAGUUUAGGUUUGAGAAGUGAUUUGAGGGUUUUUUGUGCGUGGAAUUUUGGGCUGAUUUUUUUUUACAAUUUGGAGAAAAAUAAGAGGUGGGUGGUGCCAUGAUUAAGCUGGGAUUGAAAUCACGGUCACGGAGAGUGGUUCAGGACACCUCAGUGGCGGUGGAAAAAUCCAAACUUUGUAUGGGAAAACAUAGCAGGGAUGUGGAUGAAGACAGUGGUUAUUGUUGCUGGGAUAGCUUGCCUUCGGAACUACUCAGAGAAGUGUUGUUGAAAGUAGAGGAAUCCGAAUCUAAAUGGCCCGCGAGGAAACACGUGGUGGCGUGUGCGGGUGUGUGUAAGAGCUGGAGGGAGGUGAUGAAGGAGGUGGUGAAAACUCCGGAGGUUUCUGGGAAGAUUACGUUUCCCAUUUCUGUUAAACAGCCUGGCCCAAGAGAGUCCCUUCUGCAGUGUUUUAUAAAAAGGAAUCGCUCUACUCAAACAUAUUAUCUUUUUGUGAGUUUAAGUCAAGCACUGGCAGAUGAUGGGAAGUUUCUUCUUGCUGCUCGUAAGUGUAGGCGGACCACAUGUACGGACUACAUUAUCUCUCUACAUGGAGAUGACAUGUCAAAGGGGAGUGACACUUACAUAGGAAAAUUAAGAUCUAAUUUUCUCGGAACAAAGUUCAUUGUGUAUGAUGCUCUUCCUCCUCAUUCUGGAUCCAAAAUGGAAAAAAGUAGGUCCACCUGCGUGGUUGGGUCAAAACAAAUUUCACCUAAGGUCCCUGCUGGCAAUUAUCCAGUGGCUCACAUCUCAUAUGAGUUGAAUGUGCUGGGAGCCAGAGGUCCAAGAAGAAUGCACUGUGUCAUGGAUGCGAUUCCAGCUUCAGCCAUUAAACCUGGAGGUGUUGCUCCAACACAGACAUAUUUCCCCAUCACCAGUGUCGACUCCUCUCCAACACUCCCAUUUUUCCGAACAAAAUCAAAUUGUUUGGAUAAAUCCUUUUCCGGACCUUUGUGCAACCAAGGGGGCAGUUCACUUGUUCUGAGAAAUAAGUCUCCAAGAUGGCAUGAGCAACUCCAAUGCUGGUGUUUGAACUUCCAUGGUCGGGUCACAGUUGCAUCAGUGAAAAACUUUCAGUUAGUUGCAUCUCCAGAGAAUGGCAUAGCUGGGCCGGAACAUGAUAAGGUCAUCCUUCAGUUUGGAAAAGUGGGGAAAGAUGUCUUUACAAUGGACUACCGGUAUCCAAUAUCAGCUUUUCAGGCUUUUGCCAUCUGUCUUAGCAGCUUCGAUACAAAAAUAGCAUGCGAAUGAUGCAUUUCAAGUGGUAUGAAUCUACUUUUUCCUCAUAAAUAUUCAUACAAUUGGUGCAAAUACGACAAAUAUACUUUUCCACCCAAUUUAUGCAAAUAACAUUGUGGUUGUCAAAUGUGUCAAAUUAUUACUUUUCUUUGGUGAGAAUUGGGGCAGUCUAAUACUUGGGAUGUUUUCUUCUAAAGGCUUGUAAAUAAGAACUCCCAGCUUUGUACUUAUUUUUGCUGCCGAACUUGAAAUUUACGUCGUAUCACUUCUGGAUGCCUAAAGAAACCUUGUCGGGAUGUAAUUGCACUGUGAUACGAGGAAGUGUGCAUAAAAAUGUGGAGACACCUAGUCCGUCCUGUUUUCUGUUUCUAGAGCUUUUGUUUGAACUUCAGUUUCUCAAUCCUACAAACAACAAUAUGGAGAUAUUCCACAUUGUGAAGAGUUAACAUUUCGUUGUACAUCUUUAACUUUCUCUGUGUAUAUCAUUUAUUCAAUUAUCCUUCUUAAGUAUGUAUUCCUCUUUGCUUCUUUCAGACCCAUUUGAGUAGAGCUGGUAAGAGACAUCUUUGGUAGCCUCAAGGCUUAAACUAUACACAGAUCUUUAUGAACUU